UCUCUAUCUUUCUGUGGUCUGGGUCUGGGCCUUGGUUUUUAUUUAAUAAUUUAUUGACUUUACAGUACAUUAUAUAGAUUGGAUCUCAGCCAGCCUCAUCAUCCAUACUCAUAAUUCUCCUCACUUUCAUUCUCAUCAGAUCUCUCUCCACACACGAGUGGCCAAAACUGAGAAUUAAUGGCGCAUAUUGUGCUACAUGGAACGCUCCACGCUACGAUCUAUGAGGUCGAUAAGCUCCGAGGUAGAGGUGGCAAUUUCUUAAGCAAGGUUUUCGGACACAUAGAAGAGAAAGUUGGUUUUGGCAAAGGAAUUACCAAGCUCUAUGCGACUAUUGACUUGGAGAAGGCUAGGGUUGGAAGGACCAGACUUCUGGAGAAUGAAGAAUCUAAUCCUAGGUGGUACGAGUCUUUUCACAUUUACUGUGCUCAUACGGCUUCAAAUGUUAUAUUCACAGUCAAGGAUGAUAAUCCCAUUGGAGCAACUUUAAUUGGAAGAGCAUAUGUACCUGUUCAGGAUAUUUUGGAUGGGGAAGAAGUUGAUAGAUGGGUUGAAAUAUUGGAUGAAAACAAAAACCCCAUUCAUGAAGGUUCUAAGAUUCACGUCAAACUUCAAUACUUUGAAGUUACAAAGGACCCCAACUGGGGACGUGGUAUUAGAAGUAUCAAAUUUCCUGGAGUUCCGUAUACAUAUUACUCCCAGAGACAGGGAUGCAAGGUAUCUCUAUACCAGGAUGCUCAUGUCCCAGAUAAUUUUGUUCCCAGAAUCCCUCUUGCUUCUGGAAAGAAUUAUGAGCCCCACAGAUGUUGGGAAGACAUCUUUGAUGCAAUCAACAAUGCUAAGCACUUGAUCUACAUCACUGGCUGGUCUGUUUAUACUGGAUUUGCUUUGAUUAGAGACUCAAGGAGGCCAAAGCCAGGUGGAGACAUUACAUUGGGAGAUUUGCUAAAGAAGAAGGCAAGUGAAGGUGUUAGAGUUCUUAUGCUUGUCUGGGAUGACAGAACCUCCAUUGAUGUACUUAAAAAAGAUGGACUGAUGGCCACCCAUGAUGAGGAAACUGAAAACUUUUUCCAGGGUUCUGAUGUGCACUGUAUAUUGUGCCCCCGUAAUCCUGACGACGGUGGAAGUUUUAUUCAGGACUUUCAAAUUUCUACUAUGUUCACUCAUCACCAGAAGAUUGUGGUGGUUGACAGUGAGUUGCCUGGUGUAGGAGGAUCAGAGAAAAGGAGAAUUGUAAGUUUUGUUGGAGGGAUCGAUUUGUGUGAUGGGAGAUACGAUACUGCCUUCCAUUCACUGUUUAGGACAUUAGACACUGUGCACCAUGAUGAUUUCCACCAGCCUAACUUCGAGGGGGCAGCAAUCAAUAAAGGUGGUCCCAGAGAGCCUUGGCAUGAUAUCCACUCUCGGCUAGAAGGGCCCAUUGCUUGGGAUGUCUUGUAUAAUUUUGAACAGAGAUGGAGAAAGCAAGGUGGAAAGGAUUUCCUCCUCUCACUCAGAGAGCUUGAUGAUGUUUUCAUUCCCCCAUCUCCCGUCAUGUUUCCAGAUGAUCGUGAAACUUGGAAUGUUCAGUUAUUUAGAUCUAUUGAUGGAGGAGCUGCUUUUGGCUUCCCUGAAACUCCCGAAGAAGCAGCCAAAGCUGGACUUGUCAGUGGUAAGGAUAACAUUAUUGACCGAAGCAUCCAGGAUGCUUAUAUCAAUGCCAUCCGACGUGCAAAGAACUUCAUAUAUAUUGAAAAUCAGUAUUUCCUUGGAAGCUCUUAUGCAUGGGCUCCUGAGAAUAUUAAGCCAGAGGACAUUGGUGCUUUGCAUGUGAUUCCAAGGGAGCUUUCAAUGAAAAUUGUCAGCAAGAUUGAAGCAGGGGAGAAGUUUACUGUCUAUGUUGUUGUCCCAAUGUGGCCAGAGGGAUUCCCAGAGAGUGGAUCCGUUCAGGCAAUAUUAGACUGGCAGAGGAGGACAAUGGAGAUGAUGUACAAGGAUAUUAUUCAAGCACUAAAAGCUAAGGGCCUUGAGGAGAAUCCUAGGAACUACUUGACAUUCUUCUGCCUUGGAAAUAGGGAGGUAAAGAAGCCAGGAGAAUAUGAACCCUCAGAAAGACCAGAUGAAGGUACAGAUUAUGCAAGGGCUCAGGCAGCCCGACGCUUCAUGAUAUAUGUUCAUACCAAGAUGAUGAUUGUUGAUGAUGAAUACAUUAUCAUUGGAUCGGCCAACAUCAACCAGAGGUCAAUGGACGGCGCCAGGGACUCUGAGAUCGCUAUGGGAGGCUACCAACCUCAUCAUUUGUCAAACCGCGUGCCAGCUCGUGGUCAGAUCCAUGGCUUCCGUAUGAGCCUAUGGUAUGAGCACCUUGGCAUGCUAGAUGAGGCCUUCCUCCAGCCAGAAUCAGAGGAGUGUGUGGAGAAGGUAAACCAGAUUGCUGACAAAUACUGGGACUUGUAUUCAAGUGAGACACUCGAACAUGAUCUGCCAGGACAUCUGCUCCGAUAUCCCAUUGGGAUUUCUAGUGAAGGACAAAUCACAGAGCUGCCAGGCUUUGAACAUUUCCCAGACACCAAGGCUCGUGUGCUAGGAACCAAAUCUGACUACUUGCCUCCAAUUCUCACUACUUAAGUGUGUGGUGUCUUACUCUGCCUGAGUUUUGAGUUUAUGUGAGAAUAAUAAUAAUAAUUAUAAUAGCCUUGUUAGCUUGUGUGUUUGUUUGGUCUCACCAGCAGGAGAAUAAUGGUCAAUCAGCUGAAAGUGGGUACUUGUGUUUAGUGUUUUGAGUCAUAGCAGGUUUAUCAUUAUGUGGUAUAUUGCUGUGGUGUAUUUCUAACUGGCUUGCAUGGAUUUUAAUAUAAUGCUAUGGGCGCCAAUUUACAA
Messenger RNA from Humulus lupulus (European hop), 2856 nucleotides. RefSeq names its product phospholipase D alpha 1. Gene Ontology annotation, molecular function: D-type glycerophospholipase activity; calcium ion binding. Gene Ontology annotation, cellular component: plasma membrane. Bases 178 to 2604 code for a protein of 808 amino acids. The record is from RefSeq and is a predicted model, not a curated record. Gene Ontology annotation, biological process: phospholipid catabolic process; phosphatidylcholine metabolic process. The transcript has 4 exons. Lineage: Eukaryota; Viridiplantae; Streptophyta; Magnoliopsida; Rosales; Cannabaceae.